Messenger RNA from Mya arenaria, 1506 nucleotides. RefSeq lists its product as uncharacterized. The transcript has 2 exons. The coding region runs from base 1 to 1506 and encodes 501 amino acids. Lineage: Eukaryota; Metazoa; Mollusca; Bivalvia; Myida; Myidae. The record is from RefSeq and is a predicted model, not a curated record.
AUGAACAACACAAUCCCGCUGGAGUUACCAGCAACGCUUCCGUAUGAUUUUUACCUGGUUACCUGCCGCAACAGCUCUGAGGUAAUUAUCUACGAGAAUUUAUUCUCCAAUAUUUCACCAACGUCCGUUCAUCGCGACUUCCCGGUGGAAGAGGAAUCACCACAACACUUGAGCGUCAUCUUGUUUGGUAUUGAUUCAGCAUCGAGGUCAUCUGCAAUUCGGAGACUCCCAAAGACAAUGGACCUUCUGAGAGAUAUGCGAGCAUACGACUUUAAAGGACAUACAAAAGUUGGAGAAAACACCUUUCCAAACAUGAUACCACUGCUCACGGGGUUGAAUGUGUCUGAAUUAUAUUUACCUGAAAUGCCGUACAUGGACAAAAUAUCCUUUCUGUGGAAUUAUUAUUCUAAAACUGGCUAUACAACGUUUUAUGCUGAAGAUUGGCCUAGCUGGGAUACAUUUAACUACAACAAAAAUGGGUUCCAGUAUCCUCCCACUGACCACUAUAUGAGACCAUUUCAGCUAGCACUGAAAAGCGCUGAAGAUAUAAAAUACCCAUAUAUAAGCGAAUAUUGUUAUAAUGGUAUGUCGAGGCACUCACUACAAAUCAAUUAUCUCAAGCAGUUUAUGGAUCUCUAUAAAGGGAAACGUCGUUUUGCUUUGUCGAUGAUCAACGGUUUAUGCCAUAAUACUGAGGAAAACCUUCAAUAUGGCGAUGACGAUUUGUGCGACUUCGUACAGUGGAUGGAUAAUGAAGGACAUCUAAACAAUACUGUUUUCAUCAUUUUUGGGGAUCAUGGAAAUAGAAUCAGUGGUAUAAGACGCACACUUGUCGGCUAUUUAGAAGAUCGCAUGCCAUUGCUGCAAAUGAUUAUACCAGAACAACUUAAAGCACAUGCGACGGUACAUGAAUCGUUGCUUGCGAAUACAAACAGACUAACAACCCAUUUUGACCUUCAUCAAACUAUAGUUGAUAUUUUGAAACGGAGUUUUUCAAGACCAUCUAUUGCUUAUCGCGAGGGCAAGGUUCGCGGAAUAAGUCUCUUCCAGACAAUUCCCUUGGCAAGAACUUGUACAGAUGCAUGCAUCCCGGAUACCUAUUGCGUCUGUGACCAAACAAUUGAGGAACCUACGACGAACGCUUUAGCAAAAACGAUGUCAGAAACAGGCGUGCAAAUGUUAAAUCACAUGAUGUUGGCAGAAGAACUAUGCGCUAACUUAACACUCGAUACAACUACGUCUGUGCGAAAGUAUCUAAGGACAAUCAAGGAAACACGACUCAUACAAUCGGCUCUGUCUCUCCUUGGGAAUGACGACGUUUUGGACAGAUACAUUGUACAAUUUCAAACAACACCAGGAUUCGGUAUCUUCGAAGCAACUUUUGGCGUUUAUCAAGAUAGAGGUGUACGUGUGGAGGGUAGCAUAGACCGAGUGAACAUAUACGGGAAUCAGUCAGCAUGUAUACAAGACAAUGCACUGUUAAAAACGUACUGUUAUUGCGUGUAG